Molecule: messenger RNA, 2725 nt
Organism: Poecilia reticulata (guppy)
Lineage: Eukaryota; Metazoa; Chordata; Actinopteri; Cyprinodontiformes; Poeciliidae
Source: RefSeq, a predicted model, not a curated record
AAGCUAUGAGCAUAACUGUCACUUCAUAUAGCAGAAGUCCUGGAAGCAACUCAGCGUUCGCAAGCACCGAGAUAACCUGAGAGUAGUACUUCUCGGCAGAUGAAGAAGCAGCAUGGACAUUCCCCUGUUUGGUCGUAAGCGGCAUCUGUUACUUGGAUGUGAUGAUCAGCUUCCACUCCGUAGGAGAAAAUGCUUGAUGGACUGGUCAGAGUCAGCUGCGCAUUCAGGCAGACUGAUGACAAGCAGUUCUUCCACUUGGUUGUUCGACGCGUGUGUGAACAGGUGGAAGAACAAUCACCAGAACACAUUGGAGCUACUGGAGUUGACGCGGCUCUGGGCCAACACCGAAAGUUCUGUGCAGAAAGUUUUAGAGCGACUCAAAGCCAAACGGGGCGACGUCUUCCUAGACCACGUGGUGAACGGCAAGUUUCUAGCCUUUCACAAAGACAUCACGGAUGAAUAUGGCAUGGAAGACAAGCAGCAUUCGUGGGCGGUCAUCGAAAAACAGGAAGAGGUCGUCAUGUAUGGGCCUUAUUAUCCUAACUACAACAGCGGAGAACACAGUGAGGACGUUGUCAUUACACAAACUCAAGAGCUUCUGGAGGCAGAGGACUUUCCUCAAGGCUGGACAGUGUAUAUUUUCACCAUGAACAGUCCAUGUUUGGCAAGAAAUUCGGACCCAUGCAUGCUAAACCUCGUACGUAGGGCCCGGGGCUGGUGGAGCAUGUUUGCAGUAAAGACUUACAUUGGCUAUGUGAGAAGUUGGGGCUUUAAAGGAAACAAAGAAAAUGUUUUUAAGGAAGUCAAUUACAGACAAGUGGAAAUUAUUUCUCAAAGUGUGGACUAUGGGAGCUACGUCGAAUCAGUUGAUAAGAUCGAUGAUCUCAGUCCUUUGUGUGAAACUGUGUUUUUUGUUGCUAAGGACUUACUGAAAGGUGAGAAGCUCAACUUCCCUUUGGUAACCACAGAAGAAAAACAGGAACAGAAGAGUUACUUCAAAAAUAUGAACGGUAUUCUUGAGUCCAAACAGGAAGAGGAGAAGAAACUCCUCAUAAAGGAGCUGAAUGCACUUGCGGAAGCAGCAGAGACCCUGCUUUUAGGUGAAAAUCAAGUCUUAGAGGAACAUUUGGAGAAAGGAAAAGUGUUUUCACUCAGUUACACUUUCAGCUCAGAGGUAUGUGAAGGCCUCCAGGAAGAAAUGAGAGUCAGGUUUCAACAGUGCUGGAGGGAGACAGUACAGGACAGGUGUGCGGAGUUUGUCAGGGAAAAGCUGACUGAUGAGUUUAAUCAACUCACUGUUCGGCUUUUUGUCGAGGACAUUCACAGGCUUACUCAAGCAUAUUUGCAAAUCGGAAAAUUGAAGUUUUAAGAUUCAAAUCCUUAGUAAAACUGAGGGUUUGGAAAGAUUAUGGGAAUAGUAGCGUUAGGAAUCCCCUGUCAUGCAUUGAAAACUAUCAAAAAUCUCGCCCGUCACUUAUAUUACGUCAAAAUGCUUUCUCUUUAUUACAUUUGCGUACAGUAUAUCACAAAUAACAGAGUACAUGAUUAUAGUGGAGUGAUGUUUUUACAGAAGCUUGUACAUUUCUCAUUCUUGUAAUUACAUAUGGUAGUAUCCCACAUUUACACUGGUUAUCUCUCGUUAGCAGCCGAUUAGAAAGCAUUGCAAAUAUUCUAUACAGUUUUACCCAUCAAUAACCAUAUUAUAUAGGACGUGAAUUUUAAUGUAGAUUCCCACAAACAUUUCAAAGGCCCCGUGUGCUACUGCCUAGAAGAUGUCGAUCUGAUCCUAAGCCAGCAGAGGGCGCUGUGUGCCUGCUGUCACGCUCUCAUUAGGUAGUUUGUCUUUGUAACUUUUUCAGACGUGACGUACAAUUAAGGAAUUACAGCCAAUGAGCCACGACGGAGGAGUUCUUGUUGCACUAAACUGUAGAUCACUUUCGCUGAGGUAAUACUUAGGGUGAGGAGUGACGGAUGAGACAGACUAGGAGGAAUUUACAGGAAUAGUUUGUAUUCAUUUAUUUUGCCUCGGUUGUUUUGCUGAGUGUUUCACAAUUUCUAACUGAUUUUUUUUUUCCUUUUAAAAGACUUUUAGGUCUUCUUGGAUGCUGUGCAUCUUAGAGGAUUUUUGCUGUUACUUCUUUACUUGUAAACAAUUGUUAUGAUGCAUAGCCGUAGCUACUGUUUUCCUGAUAGGUGAGCCAGGGUUCCUCCUCUGUUGAAAAGACUUAAAAACUGUGACCUUUGCUUUUAUAAUUACCAAGGUCUGGCUGUGAAAUCAAAUAGAGUAAGGAAUACAUUUGUUUUUCCAGACUUUUUUUUCUUGCUUCAUACUCUAAAGAAUAAAAAUCUGUUAAUGCUUAACAAAUGCAAUUUACUUUAGUUAUUUAUAUUUGAACGAUGUAUUUUAACUUUGAUUUACCACCUCUGAACUUGAAUUUAACAUUUUAUCCAUGACUGAACACACAUUUUUUCAAACAUUUAAAGACAUAUUUUGCAACUUUUUUGUUGUAUUCAAAACAAUUUCUGGUUUAAUGAAAUUGUUACUGUGGGUCUGAAGGAAUAUUCUUAGUCAUAUCCGAGAGUCCUUGCAAAUCCAAGAAUUAUUUAUUUUACUCCAGACCUGAGUGAAGCUGUGAAACAUCCGUACUCCACAUUCCGAAAAAGUUGACUUCAACAUUUUUUUUUUGUUUUAUUUGUAGAAUCUAAAGGAAACAUGACCCUUAGA